This is a messenger RNA of Arabidopsis thaliana (thale cress), 944 nucleotides long. RefSeq names its product glycine decarboxylase complex H (gene GDCH). Gene Ontology annotation, biological process: glycine decarboxylation via glycine cleavage system. The coding region runs from base 199 to 696 and encodes 165 amino acids. The transcript has 4 exons. Gene Ontology annotation, cellular component: mitochondrion; glycine cleavage complex. Lineage: Eukaryota; Viridiplantae; Streptophyta; Magnoliopsida; Brassicales; Brassicaceae. The record is from RefSeq and is marked reviewed.
GUCAAAAAGAAGGUUUGGGUUACACUUUUCAUACACACCAUAUGCAUAGGAUGAGGCCUUCAAUUUCUGCCUUACAUAUCAAAAGAUAGAACACACACACAAAUAAAGCAAAGAAACAGAAUAUCUUUGAGAUCUCCUCUUUAUUUGGAGAAGACAAAACACAGAACAAGAAUUAGAAAGAAGGGAGAGAAAGCAAAAAUGGCACUAAGAAUGUGGGCUUCUUCUACAGCAAACGCUCUCAAGCUUUCUUCUUCUGUUUCCAAGUCUCAUCUCUCUCCUUUCUCCUUCUCUAGAUGCUUCUCCACAGUUUUGGAGGGUUUGAAGUAUGCAAAUUCACAUGAGUGGGUUAAACAUGAAGGCUCUGUUGCCACCAUUGGCAUCACUGCCCAUGCUCAGGACCAUUUAGGUGAAGUGGUGUUUGUUGAACUGCCAGAGGACAAUACUUCAGUGAGCAAAGAGAAAAGCUUUGGAGCAGUGGAGAGUGUGAAGGCAACAAGUGAGAUCUUAUCACCAAUCUCAGGUGAAAUCAUUGAGGUUAACAAGAAGCUCACAGAAUCACCUGGCUUGAUCAACUCAAGCCCCUAUGAAGAUGGUUGGAUGAUCAAAGUGAAACCAAGUAGCCCCGCGGAGUUGGAAUCUUUGAUGGGUCCAAAGGAAUACACCAAGUUCUGCGAGGAGGAAGAUGCUGCUCACUAGGAGGGUUUCUCUCUGUCUUUUAUGUUCCAAGUUCUAUCAAUUCUCAUGCUUGUUUUCUAAAUUUGCAUACACUCUAUGACCAACUUCACAAAAUAAGAGUUCAAGAAGAUGAAACAGAGACCUAACAAACACAUUAAGAUUUUUUCUUUCAUAUAUCUUGUUAUCCUCAAAAUGCAUUUACCAUCACCCCAAAAGCCAGUCCAAUAAAAAAGGUGAUCCUAAUCAAAAAUUAUUAAUAAAAAUUUGGU